GAGUUACAUGAGGGACACAUGCUGCAUAACCUCAAGUCUACCACCGUCCGCUGCCUAAUGCUUGUCUUGAAGAAGCUCCAUUUGGCAUUCUGUUUUCCUCCAAGCAGGUGAAAAGUGAGAUGUUUAUCAGACAGUUAUGCUCGAUGUGUUAAUAAUAGGAGGUGGCCCUCAUGCCUUGACUUUGGCAAGCUUGCUCGCCAGCCUUAACCCUGAUCAAGACUCUGACCGCGGAGAUGACUCUCUUAUCUCCACCCCCACUCUCUUUAACGUUGAGACAUUCAAACGCACACCCUGUGACGAAAGAAGAAAGAGGAGGACAACAGCAGGAGAGAUGACAGUGGAGCAAAAAGCAAAGCCUGCAACAUCAGAAAGCGCAGUUUGCCGGCCUCUCUGUGUCCUGGCUGUGGAUACCUACGGAGAGUGGGCUGCUCUGUGGGAGAGCCAGUUCACAGCUCUCAACAUCCCUCACCUGCGCUCACAUACACUGGUGCACACAGACCCUCUUAAUAAGAAUGCGCUUCAGGAGUUUGCUCUCAAGUGCAAUCGUUCAGCAGAGCUUCACAGCCUUCCAGACCAUGUCCAGAUUCUGGAUGAAAACGCGUUCUUCAAUGAUAUGCGGCUCGGCAAAAAGGAGAGGCGGCGUCUGAACGUGACCUCGACCCUAAAGAAGAAUUUAUCCUUCUGUCUGCCGGGAACAAAACUGAGUGUCGAUUUUUUUAAAGAACAGGUGAGGAGAUACAAAUUGGACAAAGUAAUGGUGAAGGGAACUGUCGAACGCAUCAUUCCUGUGACUGGAGACAGGGAUGGGAUGGAAAAGCAGGAAGCCCAGAGUACGGACUUUAGAGAGGCAGGGAAGGUGGAAGAUGGAGGAAGACAGAAGGUCCGAUAUUUUCACGUUGAACUUCAAGACGGCCGCAUCUUAAAAGCCCGGCAGGUUGUUUUGGCCACAGGUCCGACCCGUGCCCAAAUGUCCAACAUCCCUGAAUGGGUGAAAGACAUCGGGGAAAGUUAUCCAGAGGGGAGAUUGCAACACACAGUUCACCUCAUGCACAAGCUGCCUGACUCUGAGCAAAAAGCGCCGGAAGCAGAUUGUCAAGAUCAAACGGAGACUUCCUCUGGUCAAGUAUGUGAGGCAGGGCAGAGAGUAAUGGUAGUUGGUGGAGGUCUGGCCAGCGCUCAUGUCGUCUCAAUUGCCCUGCAGCAAGGGGCCAGCCAUGUGACAUGGGUCAUGAGAAAACACCUGCAGUUGAAACAGUUUGAUGUUGGAGACGUGGAGAGCCUGGUAGGCCGUUACUCCCAUGUUGAGCACGGCAUCAAGAUGGAUGGCCAGGCCUACUUACGGCAGUUCUACAACGAACGCAGCCUCCACAAACGUCUGGCUAUGGUUCGGCAGGCGAGGAAAGGUGGCGCCAUCACCCCAGAGGCAUACAUCCACCUGCAGCCUUUCAUACUGAGCGGACGGGUGGAGCUGAAGACAUUCUGCCAGGUGAACGAGGCCAGCUGGUGCUACAGGUCCCAAACCUGGGGUCUGGCCCUCAGCAACGGGGACCGCUGGAUGGGAGACAGGAUCUGGCUUGCCACCGGCUGCAAACUUGAUGUCAAACAGGACCCGUUGCUUUCUGAGGUGAUGAAGAAUUUCCCAAUCCAGGUGGUUGAUGGAUGGCCGUGUAUAUUGGAAAGCUUACAGUGGACAGAAGGAUGCCCACUCUAUCUGAUGGGACAGUACACUGCUCUUCAGGUUGGGCCUCAUGCUGUAAAUCUAGCUGGCGGACAGGCUGCCAGCCUGAGAAUCGCUAAGGACAUCCUGCACCGUCAGAUGCAGCACAGAAAACAGGACUCUGAAAUGGGAAGAGGCAAAUCCAGAAUUGAAGAAUAUAUUCAGCAGAUGCAAGGACUUUUCUGGCUUUAAUGGUACCAUUUCCUAUUCGGGUGUAACUGAUUAUGACUUUACUAUGUGUGUUAUAAUGAACAUUUGGCAUUCUAUUGCAUAACAAAAGGAACGUUCUAAAGGUAGAUAAUGAUGUAAAAAUGUGAUCACCAAGCUUGUCCUGUUGGUGUUAUUGUUUUGUAUGACCCAGAAGAAGACUUGCAAACUGAAAUACCAUUAAAAAGAAUAAAAAAUAAACCAAAAGAGUUUUUG
Molecule: messenger RNA, 2140 nt
Organism: Fundulus heteroclitus (mummichog)
Lineage: Eukaryota; Metazoa; Chordata; Actinopteri; Cyprinodontiformes; Fundulidae
Exons: 10
Coding region: 137-1909 (590 amino acids)
Source: RefSeq, a predicted model, not a curated record